Molecule: messenger RNA, 5182 nt
Organism: Spodoptera litura
Lineage: Eukaryota; Metazoa; Arthropoda; Insecta; Lepidoptera; Noctuidae
Biological process (GO): regulation of gene expression
Cellular component (GO): nucleus
Source: RefSeq, a predicted model, not a curated record
UCGGGAGGGAGGUUGGAGGCACUCAUACAAGCGAGGGAGAGGCUGUGUCGGCGCUGCCAGCCAGUUUACCGUUGCGAGGCGCGUAGUGCGGCCGGACGCUGGACCGCCACCCGCGCGCCGCCGGCACCCCGAAGCUCUCCGCAGCCGACACCCUGGACUGUCUCGGGAUCCACCACCCUGUGCUCCCCCACGCGAACCCUACUCGCGUUCGCUUGCUUACAGACUAAGUGCUACGACUCGUGCUUAUUUCACUGGAGUGUUAAUCCGAUUUCAGAAUUUUUAUUGGAUCGCUUCAUCAUAGACGAAGAUAUAAACACGUCAGGUGUCACAUCACACUCAAAAGAUUGACUUCACUCCUGGACUUCAAACUUCAAAACAUCAUGGAUGUGGUCGAUUGCAUUAUCUCUGUCAAGAGCCUGACUAAUUAAGUUCUCAACCAUCAAGGAUUAGGGUUGGGGUGAAUAAUGGGAAAAAGGAACGUACGGAUCAAGUUCGCACACUCGAUUGGUCCGCCGAUUGACUCGAGCACGUUGGGCACGUCCGAGUAGCACCCCAGCCCGCGCCCCGCGCCCCGCACUCCUGCACUCUCAGUUACCGACGCUCUAGCGACUGCCAAUAAAGUACAAGUCAUACCGGGUUAUUCACUUAUUUAAAUUUAGAUAUAUUUAUUGUAGUACAAAGAUAAACUGAACACAAACGUUACGAGCUUGAUGUAGCAAAACUGACACGAGAACAAACCGAGUAGUCGUCCUCGGUUGUAAAUGAAACGGUAGUCAUGACGGCCACUGCCCCAGAACUGUCAAAGUCGGAUUUCUUUGAUUUCGUGACGUCCAACGAGGUUACUGAUGCCCAGUACAAACAACAGAUGCGUUCUGUUAAUGUGUUCAUGGAAUCACCCGACUCGAGGUCGAACCCACUGCUCUCAGAAGAGCCCAAAGAACAGAAUAAUAACAGUUUACUCAGCGUGAGCGGCGCGCAGGUCGGUGCCAGUGGCAUGGCCACAGCCACCACUUCCACUACGCUGCAGAGUUUUGACUCUAUUUGGAACGUGGACCGCGAGCGCGACCGCUUAGACAAUACCAUGUUGGAGGAUCUCAACAAGUUUUACUGGAACCAGGAAAACGAUAUUAAUGGCACGCAUCCCUGCGCGGACACGGCUAUUUCUAAUAAAUUAAUAAACAACACGGACGGACAAAUAUAUACAUUGACGGUAUUAAAUCAUGACAUGACGGAGACCAGUUCGAACCGAUACUGGGCUAAAGAAGAGGAUGUGUCUAUGUCUAGUCCUACAGACAUAGAAACACACAAUUCACUUGAUCUCGAAUCUAUAUUGAAUAUGAAUGGCUUUCCUAAUGACUUUAACCAAGAUUUACCUAAAGUUGAAGGUUUUACAUACGAAGAUGGUGAUUCAGAAAGUCAACAUGCCGAUUUGAGUACUAGUGAUUUAGUAAAAGUAGAACCCUAUAGUUAUGAAGAAGGAGAUUUCCAGAGUAGUGACAAAAAAGAAGAGUCGCAUAGUUCAUCCUUACUCGUAACACCAGCCUUAUUAGAAAGUCAAGUAGAAUUUAAUAACAAUAACAAUGAUUGGAAAAUAACGGAUCAAAACACAGAAUCGAAUGAAUCUUUGCUCCGGAGCGCAUUACAAGGAAAGGCCUUUAUUAGAUAUAGCACUAUACAAAAAAAUCCUGUAAAAGUCGAGGUUACUAAUGAACUGAAAAGAGUUAUUACUACAAAUAAUAACAAGCCUGAUGUUCCAUCAAUGUACCAAGACAGCAAGGACGAACUAUUGAUGCAAAUAUCUCCGCAAAAUCGAUUGAAUAUAUCAAUACUAUUAGAAGACCCUAAUAGUAACUCCAUCGUGUCUAAUGGAGAAAACCCUUCUUCUACGCAGAGUGUAGACGACAUUUUACUGUCGCGGCUCGAUACUAACUACCCGGAAGACUACGAAAAGUUAAAAAGGAUAGCAACGGAACUUGGGGAAUCUAUGCAACCGUUUUGUACCGUGGAACCUAUUGACCCGACGCGAAGUGUUUAUAAUAUUCAUCACGUCAACGGUGAAUUAGUGACCAUGAUUCCUGCCGGAGAGGUUCAACUGAACCAACAUCUGCAAAUAGUAACAGCCUCGCCAACUGUUACUAGCACAAAGCCAGGCAACAGAAGAUACAAGAAGCCACAGAACAAGAACCCAGCGCCGACGACGCAAGCGCAGUCAGGUACUGCUAUCCAGGCGGCAACCUCUACAUCGAAUGGAGUUAGAAAAGAGAGAUCUCUUCACUAUUGUUCCAUUUGUUCAAAGGGGUUCAAGGACAAGUACUCAGUGAACGUGCAUGUGCGGACGCACACGGGCGAGAAGCCCUUCACGUGUUCUUUGUGUGGCAAGAGCUUCAGACAGAAGGCGCACCUUGCCAAGCACUACCAGACGCACAUCGCGCAGAAGAGCGCCGCCGCCAACGGCGCCGUCAAGCCCAACAAGCAGAGGUAACGCGCGCCUGCGCCUCCUUGCACUCCGCUCACACCCCAUUGAUAGUCAAUUGAACUUUAUCAUGGUGAUAUAUAAACAAAUGUAUUUUCUUAUAAUCGAUACUUAAAGGCUGAAAAUAUCACAGAUGAAUUUGGUAAGGUGCUAAUAACGUAAUAAUUUAUAGAGAAAUAAGACAGUUACGAAAGAGAGAUGUGAAGGUUCUCGGCCGUUAAUCUUAUUUGUUAAUUUGUAUGUAAUGCCGCCCGUUACCGUAGACAUUUUAGCUUUAGCUAAGAACAGAUAGAUACUUUUAAGUGUUUUACAAGAUUAUAAAAUAUAGAAUUGACUUACAUUCCAUAUUUAUUAGUCAUAAAUACUAGUUUAUGUACGUUAGAAGUCAUAUCUUUAAACAACAUUUGUGCAUUUUGGUGUAGGUAGGUAGAUAUCAGACACUAACUAUUAGUAAUGUGGCCCAUAAGUAAUAGUAUUUGUUUAAGUAGUGGAUUAUCGAAAUUUGAAGACGUGUCGCGGGGUACAUCAGAUAGCAGUGAACAAUGAUGAGCACCGCUGGUGUUAGUGGUCGCCGCAGCGCUAGCGCCGCAGUAAUUUCUCCCGCUGUGCGACCGACUGAACUUUCUAAAAUAAAAAUAAAAAGACUAAAAGAACGAGUAUUCAGAACCCAGCAUCUUUCACCGCUCAACUAUCGCAUCUCUUCACUGUGCUCCUCUUGGUUUGAACAGUGAUUUUAUUUUUUCGAACGUGGCCACACUAUUAUUUUUCGACAUUUCUAUUUACUUAGUAAGUCUGCGAUGUUUCCGAUAACGCUUGGUACAAAAAGUUGAAUACUUGCGCUAUUAUUAUAAUGUACUGUUCAUAAAUUGGAACGUAAUAGCUUGUUCGGGACGGGAGGGACCAUUAUUCGAGUGUCCAUAUCGGACGACGCGACCGACGACGCAGUGAACGGUUUCUCAUUCCCAAUAUUACAUCUUUCGCCUCAUACUGGGAGAGGCCUGAUUGCCCUUAGAUUGCUAUAAAUUAUAAAUACAAGUGGUGUUUCAAUCGCGGUCUUUAAAAUGUGCUCCCUUUCUCGUCUAACAAAUUGGCCUUUCUUUGUUCCGUCUGUGUUUAUAACACAGGGCCGCGCCCUGUUAUUAUUUAUACGUGCGCAGCGCCACUGACCAGUACCUAGGUACCCUCUUAGACAUUGUUUACCUCGGACGCCUAUGUAAGCACUCGUUUUAUGUCUUUCCAUUAUUAGUUACCAGUUAUUAGCCAUGAAACAGUUAUCUCGAGUAUGAAAGUGCAUGAAAGUACCGUGCAUGCCUACCUUCCACUUAGUGAAAGUAAUUACCUAAUACGAGUAUAGACAUCAUUCUAAUCUGUUUUACUGACAUUUUCAGAUACCUUUCUAUGCAGUCAGGUGUUCUGAUGUCACUUUGUGUGCUCUGGCCAUUUGUAAAUAAUGUCUUGAAAUAACUGUAUUUCGUUUUUCAUUUCAAAAUCAGCCUCUUUCAUUCCAAUAGCACUACAAUAUAAUAGACACCCAAAGUUUUGUGAAAGCACUUUCUUUUUCCAUUGAAAACAAAAGAAAAAAAGCAAUAACCUCCUGUCAUUUGAUUCUAUAAUUUGCAAAAUACAUUCUGACAAUGGGAGGCAAUGUGCUCAAUUAACAUUAUUAUCAUCAUCUGAUUACCAUGAUGGUUCAGUAUCAUAACGAAAAUUAGCAUGAAUUGGCUGGUACUGAGACGUGGAAUGAUAUAAUCGACAUUAGUGAAGUCGUUGCAUAAAUGUAGUCCAUUAUUAUACAGAUUGUUGCUCUAUUUUGUUUGUACUUGUCAGUGCGCUUAUAUACUCGAGCCUUUAUACCCGAUCGUUAUUAUUUAAAAAUACUUUAGUAUUCUGUGUGCCUUGAUUACUAGCCGGUUUACCAAUGCAGGACAAUAAAUACGUUAAUAGGCUAUAUCAUGCAGUGUCUAUUACAAUAGUUCAAUUAUGUACCGUGAUUGAAAUUGAACCACCGGAAUUAAGGUCAAGUUAUAAUAUUUCGGCCUCCGCACGUCAGGCGCGCGGUAUCACACACAAUGUCAUUGCAGCACGACCUAGUCAUUUUUUCCAUUAAACUAUUCCAUUAAGCCUCUUUUGAAGCCAAUUUAGCUCGACCUGAACUGUUCUCAGGCUAAUUUGUGAACUGAAAGUGUACAACUCAGAUUAUAAUUACAGGUUUUCACUGAGCAGAACCUGACUGAAGUUCACUUUAUACUAAUUAAACUUAUUUCGUUGGUUGGUCCUCCCAUCCCGAGUAAAAAGCUAUAUAAAAUAGUAGAAUAUCUACCUACCUACGUGUAUACCGAUUUGUUAAUUUUAGAUACCAUUCUAGUAGCUUUGAUACUGGCAACUGUAAUUAUGUUUACACUAACCCGGAUACUACGGAGUCAAACAGACCUUUAAAAUGAACUAACAAUUUCUGAAACCGUGUUAUUAAAUAGGAAAACAUUAAUAAAACAAUAUUGUAAAUCAACAAAUUAAUUAGACUCCACAGUUUUAUUAAAAGAUUUAUAGAUGCAGAUAGGAAUAUCGAAUCAAUGUAUUUCAUAUUCUAUUAAAUUACGAUUUAUUUGUACCGUUUACCCAUAUCAUAUUUCUUAGUAUUAUCCGUCACUAGAAUCAGUUUACAUGUCUGUUAACAUCUCUCCCGCACUGUUUUGGAACUGGAUUAGUUUU